Molecule: messenger RNA, 830 nt
Organism: Euleptes europaea (tarantolino)
Lineage: Eukaryota; Metazoa; Chordata; Lepidosauria; Squamata; Sphaerodactylidae
Gene: ARHGDIB
Product: Rho GDP dissociation inhibitor beta
Exons: 6
Coding region: 146-748 (200 amino acids)
Biological process (GO): Rho protein signal transduction
Cellular component (GO): membrane; cytosol; cytoplasm
Molecular function (GO): Rho GDP-dissociation inhibitor activity; protein binding
Source: RefSeq, a predicted model, not a curated record
AACAGAGUAGACACAAUUUUCAUUUUCAUUAAAGCAGAGCACAGAAGGAGCUAGAUUGAGAAAGAAACUCAGCUAAGGACUUACGAGCCUCACCAGCUUUGUACUUCUACUGGCUGGCAACUUCCUCUUCUGAGGCCAGGUGACCAUGACUGAGAAAGACCCAGAGGUGCAUGUGGAAGAAGAUGAUGACGAGCUUGACAGUAAACUGAACUACAAGCCCCCACCCCAGAAGACUCUUCAGGAACUGCAGGAGCUGGACAAAGAUGAUGAGAGCCUUGCAAAGUACAAGAAGUCCCUGCUGGGGGAUGCACCUGUAGUGGCAGACCCCUCGGCUCCCAAUGUGACCGUCACUCGGCUUACACUGGUAUGUGAAUCUGCUCCGGGGCCAAUCACCAUGGAUCUCACUGGGGACCUUGAUGCUCUCAAGAAAGAGACCUUUGUGUUAAAGGAAUGUGCUGAAUACAGAGUUAAGAUCCAUUUCAAGGUAAAUAAGGAAAUUGUAUCUGGCUUGAAAUAUGUGCAGCACACCUACCGGACAGGGGUGAAGGUGGACAAGGCUACAUUCAUGGUUGGCAGCUAUGGGCCACGGCCAGAGGAAUAUGAAUUCAUGACACCUCUUGAGGAGGCACCCAAGGGCCUGGUGGCGCGAGGAACCUAUCGCAACAAGUCGUUCUUCACUGAUGAUGAUAAGCACAACCAUCUCACCUGGGAAUGGAACUUGGCCAUUAAGAAGGAGUGGACAGAAUGAGUUCCUCCUUGUUUGCUGCUCUUUUCUCCCUCCUGCCUCUUGCGCUGUAUUAUUCCAGGUGUGCCAGUCCUCGGCACCUGCA